AUGGCACACUCGCAUCCCACCAUCUUUGUCAGCGGCUUUGUAUCCAUGCAGAUGCUACACAUGCCAGCCUUUGCUGACCAGCCGCGCGCUGUGGCCUCGUUCCCUCUGCCGCACGCCUCGUUUGUGGCGGUCAUGCCUGGGGAUGACAGCCGCCCGGGCGGCGGAGAUAACGCUGGAUUGGGACUGAUCAUGACCACCUUUCAGGCCAUCGGACAUGGGACGGUGGUGUGGCAGGGCGGUAUCGGGGCUGUGUUCAACGGGUCGGCUCUGCCGGAUGCGGUUGUCCUCAACUCUGGCCUCUCUUGGCCAAAUCAGGUCACGUACUCGGCUGCUGCGCCCGACGGCCCACUGGCCACGCCGGCACUACUCGUUGGUGACGGCUUUCUUGUCCCCGGAAAGUCGACAGGCAGUGUGUACGCUCUGCCGCUCGCGGCGACAGGAUCGCUGCCUGACGCCGCAUCUCCCGUGGCGCUAGCGCCGCGCAAGGACGGCUACUUUUACCAUCGGGCGGUGUGGAUUGACAUGGACGGCGAUGGUGUCGACGACAUCCUUACCGCGCGAGCUACCAAGCCAAUCUUUGGUCCGUCAGGUGGCGAGCUGGUUUGGCUGCGCAAUCCUGGUGGCCGGAAUCCGCUUGCUGUCGCGCCGUGGCCGCUCACAGUCAUCACCAGCCAUGGCUGCGACGUCGAGUUUGCCAUCGACGCCCACGCCGCUGCACCAGGCUCGAUCCACGUCUUUUGUGCCUCGUUCUUUGCCAAGCAGUUGACUCUCAACGUGGUCUCCACCUCGAAUGCUUCGCUUCUGCACCACUUGGUCAUCGACUCGGGCUUGCCGCUCGAGUCGAUCACGGUGGUCGACGUCAACGGCGACGGGCUACUCGAUCUGCUCACCAACACGCACACGGACGUGUCCGCAGACUCGGCCGUCCUCGCCUAUGAGUUUCCGGCCGAUGUGCUGUCUGGCUCGUGGCCAAAGCACGUUGUGGCCUCUGGCUUCAACACCACAGAGCGCUCGCCCGGCCCACAGGCCUCACCCGGCUUUACCUACGCUGCGCACGUAUCAACUACUGCCAAGCGGCCGACGGUCCUCAUCGCCGGCGAUGGCGCCCAAGCCGCGUUUCAGGCUGCGCCCAUGGGCCCUCCGUCGUCCUGGGCCUUUGAGCUCUCCACCAUCCUUGCUGUCGAUGGCGUUGUAGGCUCGCUCGCUGUUGCCGAUAUGAACGGCGACGGCUGGCUCGACCUCGCCGUCCCCGACUACGAUCACGGCGUCGUCCAUCUCCUCACCUAUGCCGACCAACUGUAA
Thecamonas trahens ATCC 50062 is the source of this 1302-nucleotide messenger RNA. RefSeq lists its product as uncharacterized. The coding region runs from base 1 to 1302 and encodes 433 amino acids. The record is from RefSeq and is a predicted model, not a curated record. The transcript has 2 exons. NCBI's taxonomy places the organism in Eukaryota, Apusomonadida, Apusomonadidae.